Pristis pectinata (smalltooth sawfish) is the source of this 2928-nucleotide messenger RNA. RefSeq names its product protein PHTF1-like. The record is from RefSeq and is a predicted model, not a curated record. Lineage: Eukaryota; Metazoa; Chordata; Chondrichthyes; Rhinopristiformes; Pristidae. Gene Ontology annotation, cellular component: endoplasmic reticulum. Bases 158 to 2278 code for a protein of 706 amino acids. The transcript is spliced from 19 exons.
CCUACAUUAAUAUUCAUGAGCGUUGUAUAAACACAUCGUUAAUAUUCAUAUCAGGCGACCGCUUCUUCCUCUCAUGCAACGGGCUGCGCUUCUCAGACAUUGGCCGCGGCCCAGUGCCUGGUCGCGGGGAGACGGGAGCAGGUAAGAUGAACAACAGAUGGCCUGGAAAACAACAGACACCAUAACUUGGUACCAGAAAAAGAUUGGAGCAUAUGAUCAACAAAUCUGGGAAAAGUCGAUUGAGCAGACGGAGAUUAAGGUCUGGCAGCACAUGGAAAUUCACAACCAGGAAGCUCGUGACGAAUUUUCGAGGGAAUCCUGUUUGCAUAUAUAUUCAAAUCGUGGUCUGCGGAGUAAACCUAAAAAGACUGGCCGAAUAAAGUCUGACCUGAUUGAUGUCGACCUUGUAAGAGGAUCAACUUUUGUCAAAGCUAAACCUGAAAGUCCAUGGACCGCUUUAACACGGAAGGGCAUAGUACGGGUGUUGUUCUUUCCAUUUUUCUGUCAGUGGUGGAUCCAGGUAACUUCACUGGGCAUCUUUGCAUGGCUUCUGCUUCUCUACUUUUUGGAAGUGAUUGCAGUCGGCCUUUAUUUGCUGGUUCCAGUGUUGUACGUCAGUGAAAUCAUCAGCCCCAUGGUUCUGAUGCUGAUUCUGGGGACAGUCCACUGCCAGAUAGUCUCAACCCAGAGGCAAACUCCGUCACCCACCAAUGGAGGGAAGCGCAGGAGAACUACGCAAACAAGAAACCUAUCUAGAAAGGUUGGACGCUGCUCUACGAUCCCUAUGCCCAACAAUGGGAAAGAUGCACAGCACCGAACUACAAAUCGAGGUUCAGAGGAAAAUUCCAGUGAGGAAACGGAGAGCCAAGCACGACACUUGCUAACCCAGCAAAGGGUGAAGGGGACUUUGAGCAUGUUACGAUUCCGAAGAAGUGCACAGGUCAAAACAACUGGGGUCUCAGAGGGCAGAGACAGAAUCCCGAGGUGGGAGAUUCCAAAGCGAGACUCUGACAGCUUGCAGGACUCCGAGUUUGAAUCUACAGCCCCAAAUCAGGAUAAUUCCUACAUGAGCUUCAGCUCCCUAAGCUGCAGUAAUUCCCGGCAGGACUCAGAGAGUAGUCGGCAUGGGUCAGAGACUGAGGAUAUGCUCUGGGAUGAUCUCCUAAAUGGGCCUCGAUGCCAUUCCUCUUACAGUAGUGAGAGUGAGUGUGAGAGUGUGCAGAGAGUGUCUCUGCAGAAGAAAGAGUCCAAGGAUGAACAGAACCACUUGCACUGGUUGCACAGCAGCAGCCAGAGCUCGGAGAGGGUCAGUGCCGUUAUCUGGGAAGGAAAUGAAUGCAAAAAGUUUGAUAUGUCCGUCCUGGAGAUUAGUGGAAUGAUCAUGAAGCGGGCAAAUACUUUUGAGCAGCAUAAUGGUUACCGGAUCCUGGGAUACGUGGUGACGUCUGUCCUCACGGUGCUACCCUAUGCAUUUCGCCUUUUCCAACAGAAAAACCUGGACCAGUUAGCCUCAUCCUCCAUCCCUGAGUUACUGACAAUCACUUGUGGUGGGAAGCCUGAUGGGCCUCUCAUCGUCUUAGUACUGAUAAACAUUUUGGAGCGGUUCUGUCUGAUGUGGAUGUUUUUCUUCAUUCUUUGUGUGGCAGAGAGAACAUAUAAGCAGCGCUUGCUGUUUGCCAAGCUCUUCAGUCACCUGACAUCAGCUCGGAAGGCUCGCAAGUCUGAGAUCCCUCAUUUUAGGCUGAAAAAAGUGCAGAAUAUUAAGAUGUGGUUGUCACUUCGCUCAUACCUAAAGAGGCGGGGCCCUCAACGGUCAGUUGAUGUAAUUGUUUCAUCAGCAUUCCUGCUUACUUUGUCCAUUGCUUUUGUCUGCUGUGCACAGAUCCUUCAUGGUCACAGCAGCUUCUUGGAUUCCUUGUAUAACUGGGAGCUCCUCAUCUGGGAGGCAUCACUGGCUGUUUUCCUGCUGAGGCUAGUUACCUUGGGGUCAGAAGUCAGUAGAAAAUACAAUAACAUUUCCAUCUUGCUCACAGAACAGAUCAAUUUAUACCUUAAAAUGGAGACCAAACCCAACAAGAAGGAACAGCUUACCCUUGUCAACAAUGUGUUGAAACUUGCCACAAAAUUACUGAAGGAGCUGGACUCUCCUUUCAGACUAUAUGGACUGACCACAAAUCCACUGCUAUACAACAUUACCCGGGUUGUUAUUCUGUCUGCUGUCUCUGGAGUGAUCAGUGAUUUGCUGGGCUUCAAUCUUAGGCUGUGGAAGAUCAAGUGACCUGCAGGAGUUGAAGCUGAGAAGAUAACUAAACUGUCCAAGAUGGUGAAGAAUGUUCCAUCUACUCAACUAACCUGAUUUGGUAAUAUGAACAGCCCCCUCAAGUUACCAGAACACAGAAGGGAGAACGUUUGUCAUUUUUCUCCCUACUAGAUUUUUGCUUUCACCAGCAAAUGUGGAAGAUCCAGGGACAAAAGCAAAUUAAGUUCUUUACCAGUAUGGUUGUACAAGUAAAUGUAGCCUAUUUUAACCAUUUGUACUUUCAUACUGGGACAAGUGAAUAGACGUGGAGGAAGAAAUCCCAGCAGACACUGAAAGACCUGUGGGAUUUCUUCCUCCACAUCCAUCCCUCUUUAAACAUGCCCUGGCUGAAUUUCAAAUGUCCCAUCGUGGUAUAAUGUUCAGUUGUGUGUGGUAUAAUGCUUGAUUUAAGAUCCUGCAGAGCAGGUAAAACUAUAGCCCAAGGCUGGUACUAUAAUUAUUGUAUCCAUGGACAGAAGGUGCUGCUAAAAUCAUGUUAUUUAAGUAUUGGCCUAGUGGCCAAUUGUAAGUCACAGGUUGGUUCUGUAAUGUUAAAAGGUGAAAUUGGCCAGUUCUAAUUAUUGCCAGCUUAGCUUUCAAAAUAAAGCAAAGCUUCUACUCUAGCUACC